CCAGGGACGCCCAAAUUUGGGCCACAAAAGCGUGCUGGGCUGCUACAAUGCUCGCGAGCUGAAGGUGGGCUGCUCGCGGGCCACGCGGGCUGAGGUCUGUGAGGACACGCGGGCUUCACAGGCUGAGACGCGGGCUGCGCGGGCUGUACGGCCCGCGCGCUUCUCCUUCACACAUGCUGGUAACAAAAAGAGGAAAAUUGCUGAUUGUGGGUUUCGAACCCAUGACCUCGCACAGGGAAUCUACGCUCAAGACCAUU
Striga hermonthica is the source of this 257-nucleotide messenger RNA. The record is from the annotation of a GenBank genome assembly. NCBI's taxonomy places the organism in Eukaryota, Viridiplantae, Streptophyta, Magnoliopsida, Lamiales, Orobanchaceae.